Anopheles darlingi is the source of this 1054-nucleotide messenger RNA. Its product is annotated as glutathione S-transferase theta-1-like. Gene Ontology annotation, molecular function: glutathione transferase activity. Gene Ontology annotation, cellular component: cytoplasm. NCBI's taxonomy places the organism in Eukaryota, Metazoa, Arthropoda, Insecta, Diptera, Culicidae. The record is from RefSeq and is a predicted model, not a curated record. Gene Ontology annotation, biological process: glutathione metabolic process. The coding region runs from base 207 to 926 and encodes 239 amino acids. The transcript has 2 exons.
UCAGGAUGUCUCCAUGGAACACUGCCGAACCAUACUGCCUUCUGACCACCCUGUGCCGGCUAAAGCAGAAAAAAAAACAGCAAAACGCGCGCCAAGCUUACAACGAACAGUUGAUAAUAGCAGAUUUUAGUAGAUAAUAGUAGAUUUCCGAACGAGAGAGAGCGAGUGACUUGCGCGCAGAAGGGUUAAAGUGAAAAAAAAUUACGAUGUCUCGGGGGCUUAAACUCUACUAUGACUUCAUGUCUCAACCAUCCCGGGCACUGUACAUCUUACUGGAAGCUAAUAAAAUUCCGUACCAACGCUGCCCGGUUGCGCUGCGAAAGUUUGAACAGAAAACGCCGGAGUACCGGGCCAACGUGAACCGCUUCGGCAAGGUACCGUGUAUCGUCGAGCAGGAUAGUGACUUUCGGCUGGCGGAAAGUGUGGCCAUCUAUCGAUACCUUGCCCGUGAGUAUCGUCUGUCGGACCAAUGGUACCCGCUUGGGGAUUCAAUUCGCCAGGCCCGGAUUGACGAAUACCUGUCCUGGCAGCACCUAAACCUGCGGGCUGACGUAUCGCUAUACUUUUUUUACGUCUGGCUGAACCCGCUCAUGGGUAAGGAGGUCGACCCGGACAAGGCGGAUCGGUUGCGUCAACGCCUAACCCAAGGGCUGAACUUUUUCGAGCGGGAAAUGUUGCGGGACGGUGCAAGUGGACCGACCCUAACCGGUGGAGACACCCUCACAGUGGCCGAUCUGUCGGCGGCCUGUGAAAUCGAGCAGGCCAAGAUUGCAGGGUACGAUCCGUGUCUCGGGCGGCCACGUAUAGCUCACUGGAUGGCGACAGUACGGGCACACACGAAUCCGCACUACGAUGAGGCACACCGGUUCGUGUACAUGCUUGCACCGGAUCAUAUUGUUACCCCACAGCUGCCGGAAGCGGAGUGAAACUAUUUUGCCUCCUCCUUUAUCGAAAACAGAAUAGUUAGGAGUUUUUUCUAAAAAAAAAAACUCAUUCAAUGUGCAUGCACGGUAUUUGUUGCGCACGAAAUACAAAAGCUAAAUUCAAACUUCAU